AUGUUUAAGAGAAACAUCGUCUUUACCCACAAACGGCUUUCGUACAAUACAAGCACUGCUAUCCUUACAUUCGCGCCAUCACUAGAUCGUUCAAAAGACACACUUCUUCUCAAUACCCUAAACCCUAAUUCAUCUUUGCAAUCAACUUCUCCCUCCUCAACAACAUUGUUCGAUCAAUCUUAUCCGGGCAACCUCGGAAUCACGCAAUUUUCUUCCUCAAAUUGGGAAAAAUAUGAAUCGCUUGUUACUCAAUAUCAGUAUUCUUCUUCCCAUGAGGAUUCCAAGCAGCUCCAUCUACAAAUUUUCAAGAAUGGGUAUACUUCAGAUGUGUUCUUGCUUAAUACCCUUGUCAAUAUUUACACAAGGAUCGGUGACAUGGUUUCUGCACGCAACGUGUUUGACGAAAUGUCUUUCAGGAACUCAAUUUCAUGGUCUUGUUUAAUAUCAGGGUAUACCCGAAACCAUAUGCCUAACGAGGCCUGUACUGUUUUCAAGGAGAUGAUUCGUGGGGGAUUUCCACCUAUUCAUUAUGCUAUCGGUAGUGUUUUGAGAGCUUGCCAAGUUCUAGAAUCUCAUGGGCGUAGAUUUGGUCUCCAAGUUCAUGGCUUUGUUUCAAAAACUUUAAAUUCUUUACAUGAGGUCGUAUGUAAUGGGCUGAUUUCAAUGUAUGGGAAUUGUAUGGAUUCACCUGAUUAUGCUUCUUGCAUUUUCCAUGAGAUGGAAGUUAAAAGUUUGGUGUCAUGGAAUUCGAUUAUUUCAGUCUAUUCUCAUAAAGGAGAUACAGUUUCUGCUUUUAAGCUCUUAUCUGGUAUGCAAGUAGAGGGAUUCAAACCAACUGAAUACACAUUUGGAAGCUUAAUAAUAGCAGCUUCUGCUUUAUCUGAAACAAGUUCAUUUUUGCUUGAUCAAAUGAUGUGCAGAAUACAAAAGUCUGGAUUUUUACAUGACUUGUAUGUAGGUAGUGCUAUGGUGAGUGGGUUUGCUAGAUCUGGUCAAACCACCAUAGCUAGAAAGAUCUUUGAAUCAAUGGAUGUAAAGAAUGUGGUGUCCAUGCAUGGACUUAUGGUUGGCUUAGCAAGACAAAAACAUGGAGAAGAAGCUGUUGAAGUUUUUAUAGUAAUGAAAGAUUUAGUUAAAUUAACAUCUGAUUCUUAUGUAAUUCUUUUAAGUACUUUUGGUGAAUUCUCUAGAUUAGAAGAAGGUAGGAGAAAGGGUAGAGAGGUUCAUGCUUAUGUUAUCCGGAAUGGAAUCACUGAUUCCAAUGUCGCGAUUGGAAACAGUCUGAUAAAUAUGUACUCCAAAUGUGGCUCGGUUACAGAAGCUGUUUCUACUUUCAAACUUAUGACACACAAAGACCAAAUUUCAUGGAAUUCGAUUAUCACUGGUUUUGAUCAAAAUGGUUACUUUAAAGAUGCAGUUAUGAUGUUUUGUUCAAUGAGAAGAAACCAAGUGACACCUGCAAAUUUCACACUGAUUAGUGCUUUGAAUUCAUGUGCUGGUUUACAUUUAGCAACUUUAGGACAACAAAUACACUGUGAAGGAGUUAAAUUUGGACUCGAUACCGAUGUUUCAGUUUCAAAUUCUCUUAUCGACUUUUAUUCAGAAACCAAAUGUUUACAUAACUGCAAGAAAGUAUUCUCAUUGAUGCAUGAACACGAUCAAGUUUCAUGGAAUUCCAUCAUCGGCGCAUUUUCCGAUUCCGAUUCCGAUCCCUUAGUUCCUGAUUCUGUUUUCUAUUUCAUGGAAAUGAUGCGUGGUGGGUGGCGUCCGAAUUCGAUAACAUUUGUAAAUAUUCUCGGAGCAAUAUCGCCUCUUUCCAUGACUGAAUUAGUCAGACAAAUUCACGGGUUAUCUCUAAAACACCAUGAUUCCGAUUAUAACACAGUGGAAAACGCGAUUCUAUCGUGUUAUGGAAAAUGUGGAUGUAUAGAUGAAUGUGAGAAAGUUUUUUCAAGAAUGGGAAUUCGAAGAGACGAAACAAGUUGGAAUUCAAUGAUUUCAGGCUACAUACAUAAUGAGCUAUUAAACAAGGCUAUGGAUUUGGUCAAACUUAUGUUGACCAAUGGUCAAAGGUUAGACCGCUUCACUUUUGCUACUGUUCUUAGCGCGUGUGCUUCAAUUGCAACAUUGGAACGUGGAAUGGAAGUCCAUGGAUGUGGGAUUCGUAUGGAUUUGGAAUCCGAUGUAGUGGUUGGAAGUGCAUUGGUUGAUAUGUAUUCAAAAUGUGGAAGAAUUGAUUACGCGACACUUUUUUUUAAUAAGAUGCGUGUGAAAAAUGUUUAUUCUUGGAAUUCGAUGAUAUCUGGAUAUGCUAGAUAUGGAUAUGGGGAUAAAUCUUCGGAGAUAUUUACGAAAAUGACCCUGGAAGGGCAAGCUCCGGAUCAUGUGACUUUUGUUGGGGUGUUAUCUGCGUGUAGCCAUAUGGGUUUGGUUGACCAAGGGUUUGACUAUUUUAACUCCAUGAGUAAAGUAUACGGGUUAAACCCUAAAAUGGAGCAUUAUUCUUGUAUGGUGGAUGUUCUUGGAAGAGCUGGUGAGUUUGAUAAAAUGGAAGAUUUUUUAAAGAAAAUGCCAAUGAAUCCGAGUGUGCUUAUUUGGAGAACUGUUCUUGGAGCUUGUUGUAGAGGGAAUAGUGAGCGAAUGAUGGAGUUAGGGCGGACAGCUGGCGAAAAACUAUUGGAGUUGGAUUCCAACAAUGCGGUGAAUUACGUGCUUCUUUCUAAUAUGUAUGCAUUAAGAGGUAAAUGGGAAGACAUGAAAAGGACACGUGGAUUGAUGAAAGUAGCAGAAGUGAAAAAAGAAGCAGGGUGUAGUUGGGUGACAAUGAAAGAUGGUGUUCAUGCUUUUGUAGCUUCUGAUAGAUCGCAUCCUGAUACAGAUGCGAUCUAUCAGAAGCUCAAAGAAUUAAAAGGAAGAAUGAAAGAGAUGGGGUAUGUGGCUGAGACUAGAUACGCGCUUCGUGAUCUUGAAAUUGAGAAUCAAGAGGAGAUUUUGAGUUACCAUAGUGAGAAACUUGCAGUUGCUUUUGUUCUUACAAGGAAAUCUGAAAUGCCUAUUAGGAUAAUGAAGAAUUUGAGGGUUUGUGGUGAUUGUCAUACUGUGUUGAAGUAUGUUUCCAAGAUUGUGGGAAGGUUGAUAGUUGUUAGAGAUUCAAAUAGGUUUCAUCACUUUGUUGAUGGUAAUUGUUCUUGUGGUGAUUACUGGUAA
This is a messenger RNA of Lactuca virosa, 3207 nucleotides long. The record is from the annotation of a GenBank genome assembly. NCBI's taxonomy places the organism in Eukaryota, Viridiplantae, Streptophyta, Magnoliopsida, Asterales, Asteraceae.